AUGACCAUGUCAGAGCCCAUUUCUCCAUCUCGAACAGCUCUCCCGCCUUCUCAAUCUGCUGGUCGUGUUCUUACACAUCAUACAAUGCACUCGAUUCUACAGCACGGCCAAUUUGGAUACAAAGAUGAGCGAAUAGAUCUUUCUAAUAUCCCGCAUUACUUUAAGAAUAUGAUUGUGGAGCAAUCUAUAGCCAAAUUAAAGGAUUAUGAGCCUGUUAUAGUUAGUGCAAGGUCUGAUUUCAAAUGUAGUAUCCUUGAUACCAAGAUCGUUGCUAAUGAAAAGAAACGCCUUCAGGAUGUUUACAAGUGUGGCUUUUUGUCAGAUCCAAAAGAGUUGUAUUGCCCCUUAGGCGAUCCCAUUUUGGAUACCGAGUUGCUGUUAUAUAAACGGCUGAAUAUCGAUCCUUCCACAGUAUACAAAAAAAGCAGCCAGCAAUUCGAUGAGUAUAAAAAGGAUGCAUUUUUUAAAACUGGCGCCAAGCACCAGCAAAAGUUUCGAGAUGUUCCAAAAAACCACACUAACGGAUUUAAAUAUAUCAAAGAAAAGCUGGCAAAAUCCAAUCUUACUGUCAAUUCCGUCAAGAAAUUGCAGUUUGGAGUUCCCUUUUCAACAGUGUGCGAGCCUGAUAGUCGAAUACAUACAUAUGAUGUAAAGGACAUCUCUCCAGAUACGAAUGCAGUUGUUAAAGUAAAUUGGAACAACUUGGAAAUUGAUAUGGAUCGUCAGGGAUAUUUUGGAAACCUGCUGUUACGACACGAGCGGGCUACUAGUGCACAAAACACCGAUCGAUGUGGCCAAGAUCAAAGAAAUCGAGACAUAUUUCAAGAUAGAGAUUCUUUAAAAGCAAACGAGGAUAGACGCAAAACAACAACCGAAAACAAGACUUUAAAUCUACCCAUCUACAAGCAUUCUCAGAUAAAACUAACAUCAAAGCAGAUUGAAGGAGUUCUUGGAAUUCAAUCUGUCAAUCAAACAGCCGCUACGACAGAAAAGUUUUUCACUACACGAGAUAAUUUUUAUGAACAGCGACAACGCCUUACGCAUCUUUUGCAAGAUGAUCUAACCAGAUUGCACAUGGAACGGAAAACCUCGUUUGAGCGAAAAGUCAAGGCAUUCGAAUUGUCCAAGUCUAUAUUGAUCACGAUCCAGUACGAAAAAAGUAUUGAUGGCAUUAAUGACAUGCGGCAAAAGGCUGCAGAAGAGCGCCGGAAAGAGAAAAUAGAGAUUCUUUUGGCACACCCAUGGUACAAUGAGCUUAUCAAAAAAGUUGUCGUUAUGAACGGAGUGCGACGCAAAGUCACUCAAUACGAAUCUGUACUACUUGGAAGACUAAAGCGUAUUAUUGCGGACCAAAUUUCUUUCAACAAGGCUGUUUUUGUACAACUCAUGCGAGUGCUUCCUACAAGAGAGUUUGUUAAAGAUGAGGUGCAGCGUAUAAUCCGAUUCGUGAAACAGCACGAAAAUAUAGCUGAACGUGAUUAUUUAGAAGCAGUAGAAUUGGCUGGUCAUCCAAUUUCGUCUUCCAUGGUAGAAAAACAUACUGUUCAAUAA
Messenger RNA from Batrachochytrium dendrobatidis JAM81, 1551 nucleotides. RefSeq lists its product as uncharacterized. The record is from RefSeq and is a predicted model, not a curated record. The coding region runs from base 1 to 1551 and encodes 516 amino acids. NCBI's taxonomy places the organism in Eukaryota, Fungi, Chytridiomycota, Chytridiomycetes, Rhizophydiales. The transcript is spliced from 14 exons.